UCACCUGAACAACACAAAAGAUAUAUAAUCAAUGCAAAAUUUAAUGAACACUGUGUUAUAUUAAUGAGUUAACACACCAAAAGUGGUUCGACGAGAUGAUCGGCAGCCAUCGUUGUCGUUAAUUUUUGCUUUUUUAUAGUGCACUUAGGACAAGCUAACUGCUCUGUGAUUGGCUAAUUGUCGGUGACCCUGUUGCUAGCCCGUCAAUCAAACAAUUAGCGGGAACGGUUGGUUUACGUUAACGCCCAGCUUUCCUCCAGAUCUCUUUCAAAAGAUCUUUUAAAAAAAAAACUGAUUGUACUGUACUGUUCUUGUAAAAAUAUACCUUCAUUGUUGCCAUCUCCCUAUAUGUGGUUGUCAUCGCCAAAAACCCAUGGCGUGUGUACAACGAGUGAGAACUCUCCAGGAUACUCAGCUUUUGCCAAACCAGGUUCUCUCAGAGCAGCAGUCCUUGGUUGUUAUAAAGAAGCUUCUGGCCAUCGCAGUGUCUGGCAUCACGUACCUUCGAGGCCUUUUCCCAGAGAAAGCCUACGGGAACAAAUAUGUUGAAGAUCAGAAAGUGAUGAUCAUUAGAGAGGAGCGCAGCUGUCCCGGUGCUAGUCAGAUUGUUCAGUGGAUGCAGGGAUGCUUUGAGGCCAUCCAGAAGAAAUAUCUCCGGACAGUUAUUAUGUCUGUCUACACUGACCCAGAGAACCCCCAGAAAGUGACAGAGUUUUACCAGUUUAGGAUCCAGUACACUGCAAAAGGAGCGCGGAUAGACUUGGAAAGCAGCAACAACAACAACAACAGCAACGUGUCAGCGAUGUCAUGCGGCAACACUAAGAAGGCCAGCAUCCUGCUGGUGAGGAAGCUCUACACUCUGAUGCAGAACCUGGGUCCUCUGCCAGACAAUGUGUGCCUCAACAUGAAGCUGGCCUACUAUGACGAUGUCACCCCUCACGACUACCAGCCGCCGGGCUUCAAGGAGGCCGAAGGCAACACCAUGGAGUUCGAGAGGGAACCAGUCAAACUGACCAUGGGCGAGGUGGCCACCCCCUUCCACACUUUGAAGCUGGACAUGGCUACAGAGAGACGGAGGCUGGAGCAGGUGGACGAGAGUGUUGAUGUGACGGAGAAGUGGGUUCUGAAGAUGGAGGAGGACGGCGUCUUUUCACAGAGCCACGUGAUUGAAGAUGUGGAGAAGGCUGACAAUGAAAACACAGACUUGGAUAACACUGAAAUCCAAAUGAGCUGUCAUGAAAAGAAGGAGAGUUGUAAAGAAGUUACAGAGCUGGACACUCUGGUGAAGAGGACCUCUGACAUGGACGUGGGCCUGAAGAGGACCAGGAGUGGACGGAUCAUCCAGUCCACUACGGAGACAAACCUGACUGUGAACAACAAGCAGACCGCUAUGAAGGACAAAAUGGUGUCUCAAUUUGACAUCCCCAACAGUCAGGAAACGCCGUCCAACUCUGGGCCUAAGAAGAAACGCAAAUUCAGCGAGCCCAAAGAACGCUAUUAACCUCACACCCCACUGCUAACACAGCAGCCCUGCUGUGUUGCUUUACAUGGAUGUUUUUUAAAUUUCAAUAUUGAUUACAAGUUAUGUAGUUGUGUUUUUUUAAAGGGAAUUCCACUCCUUUUUUUGAAAAAAUUUUAGCGAUAAUUUGAGGUCUUGACACAAAUGUAUUUGAAUGAAGUACAGAUCUAAAAUGUCUUCCCUACAAUUCAAUAUAAUUCAUCUAUGAAGUUGGAAUACUAAUUUACAAAGCAGUGUUAAUUUUGCCUUGUAAUGGUUAUGUUUGUUAUACUGGUUCCAUUUUGUUACUUGUGUACAAAGCAGGAGGGAAAACUUGAA
Xiphias gladius (swordfish) is the source of this 1837-nucleotide messenger RNA. It is a transcript of the gene hormad1, whose product is annotated as HORMA domain containing 1. The transcript is spliced from 16 exons. The record is from RefSeq and is a predicted model, not a curated record. NCBI's taxonomy places the organism in Eukaryota, Metazoa, Chordata, Actinopteri, Istiophoriformes, Xiphiidae. Bases 374 to 1501 code for a protein of 375 amino acids.